Messenger RNA from Spea bombifrons (plains spadefoot toad), 2414 nucleotides. It is a transcript of the gene NLN, whose product is annotated as neurolysin. Gene Ontology annotation, cellular component: mitochondrial intermembrane space. Bases 51 to 2159 code for a protein of 702 amino acids. The record is from RefSeq and is a predicted model, not a curated record. NCBI's taxonomy places the organism in Eukaryota, Metazoa, Chordata, Amphibia, Anura, Pelobatidae. Gene Ontology annotation, biological process: peptide metabolic process; proteolysis. Gene Ontology annotation, molecular function: metalloendopeptidase activity. The transcript has 13 exons.
UUCAAGGUCACGUGGCUGCCAUCUGACCCCGGCAGGGAGCUCCUCUGGACAUGUUCGCCGUGAGGGUCUGUGUGCACACCGUAAGAAGAGUACGUAGUUCCAGAAUUUUAUUAAAAAUGACAUUGGGAUCUGACUUUACUGCUGGUGUGAGGGAGAUCGCGACAAAUAUCAGCACCGGCAGAAACAUCUUAAGAUGGGACUUGUCUCCAGAGCAGAUUCACACCAGGACAGAAGAGCUUAUUAGGAAAACAAAACGUGUGUACGACAUGGUCGCUGCUCUUGAUGUUGAAAAGGUCACAUACGAGAACACCAUAAAGGUUUUAGCUGACCUUGAGUUGGAGUACGCAGUUGAAAGAAGCAUGUUGGAUUUUCCCCAGCAUGUCUCACCCAACAGAGAUGUGCGGACGGCAAGCACCCAGGCUGACAAGAUUCUGUCUGAUUUUGAUGUGGAAAUGAAUAUGAGAGAAGAUAUUUUCAAAAGAAUCCUUCAUUUUUAUCAAAUACAAGACUUAGAACAACUGCACUCUGAGGUUAAAAGAUAUUUGGAGAAAUCCGUUCAGAAUGGAAAACGUAAUGGACUCCAUCUACCUGCAGAAGUGCAGAAUGAAAUAAAGACCAUUAAAAAAAAGAUUAAUCAGCUUAGCAUUGACUUCAAUAAAAAUCUCAAUGACGAAAAUACAUCUCUAACCUUUACCAAAGCAGAACUAGAUGGGCUUCCUGAUGAUUUCAUUGAUAGCUUGGAAAAGACUGAUUGCAACACAGUCAAAGUUACCCUUCAGUAUCCCCAUUAUUUCCCCAUUCUAAAAAAGUGCUCUGUUCCUGAAACAAGAAGAAAAUUGGAAACCGCUUUUAACAGGAGAUGUAUUGAAGAGAACACUGAUAUCCUUGAACAGCUGAUUACUCUGAGGGCAAAAAUGGCAGAGCUGCUGGGAUACCCAACACAUGCUGAUUUUGUCCUUGAACUGAAUAUGGCUAAUAAUACCCAAAAUGUAUCUACAUUUCUAGAUAACUUAAAAAUGAAGUUGCAACCUCUUGGGGAUGCAGAAAAGCAACUCAUUUUGGAGUUAAAAAAUAAAGAAUGUGCUGAAAGAGGCCUAGAGGUGGACGAUAAAAUCAAUGCCUGGGACCUACAUUAUUAUCUCACUCGAAUAGUAGAGACUAAGUAUUCAGUGGACCAGGAGAAGCUCCGAGAGUAUUUUCCCAUGGAGACUGUCACUGAAAACCUGCUACAUAUUUACCAGGAGCUCCUCGGACUCCGCUUUGAGCAAGUGGAAAACUGCAACGUGUGGCAUGAGAACGUGACCCUGUACACGGUGUACGACAGCGCAAGUGGUGAAGCCCUGGGGCAGUUCUAUCUUGACCUGUAUCCAAGAGAAGGAAAGUACGGCCACGCAGCAUGCUUUGGUUUGCAACCUGGCUGCCUUUUGCCUGAUGGGAGCAGAAUGAUGUCUGUCGCUGCCAUGGUGGCAAACUUUACCAAACCUGCAGUCGGACGGCCAUCAUUACUGCGGCAUGAUGAAGUGAAGACCUACUUCCACGAAUUUGGGCAUGUCAUGCACCAGAUAUGUGCGCAGACAAAGUUUGCACGAUUUAGUGGUACAAACGUGGAAACAGAUUUUGUUGAAGUGCCUUCCCAGAUGCUGGAGAAUUGGGUUUGGGAAAAAGAGGCUCUGCAGCGCAUGUCCAGACAUUAUAUUGAUGGUAGCCCCGUUCCAGAUGAUCUCCUCAAUAAACUAAUAGAGUCAAGACUCGCCAAUACAGGUCUUCUCAGUCUCCGUCAGAUCCUGCUGAGCAAACUGGAUCAGUCUCUUCAUACAAAGUCGUCCGCUGACACGGCCAGCGAAUAUGCCAAGUACUCCGAGGAGAUCCUGGGAAUAGCUGCUACGCCAGGCACAAACAUGCCGGCUACAUUUGGCCAUCUGGCUGGCGGUUACGAUGGUCAGUAUUAUGGAUACUUGUGGAGUGAGGUCUUCUCUAUGGACAUCUUUUACAGCUGCUUCAAACAAGAAGGGAUCAUGAACCCGGAGGUUGGAAUGAAAUACAGAAAUUUUAUACUGAAACCUGGAGGGUCAGCGGAUGGCAUGGAUUUGCUGCAGAAAUUCUUAGGUCGUGAGCCAAACCAAAAAGCUUUUCUUUUAAGUAAAGGAUUGAAUCCAUAAAAUAAUGUUAUCCUUUCUCUGAUUUAUAAGUAAAGGACGGUUCGAAACCAUGAAGAAUAAACCACUUUUCAUCAUUCAGGCACUUGACGGCAUGCCAAAACAUACUGCAAGGUUCCUUAACACAAACACACGGCUGUGAAAUGGCUCAGUAACCAUAUGGUAUCUUGUUAUGAAUUGAAGCUAUAAGAUUUAGAUUUUUUGGAUCUAAAUCUCACAUAUUCUUUGUAAUAAAACAAAAAUAGCAGUCUCAACAAA